CGCUGAGGUGCCGUGGAGCGGCCUCGGGCAGGAACCAUCCCUGCACCCGCAGAGGCCACAGUAGCCGCUGUCUGGCCCCAAGAGACGUUUGCUGACCUUUGCUCCAGGACGGAACUAGAACUAAGAUGGCCCGGGGGUGACUCUUCUCUACUAAAUACCGAAUUCUUGUCCAGCGUGGUUGUGGCCAAGUCGGGUAGUUUACACGCCCACCAGCAGCACCCCCAGCAUUCCUGCCAGCAAUUAUACACAUUAUUGAAAAAUUAAUUUACUACUCAACAUGGAAAAUCAUGAACCAGGUGAUACUGCCAAAGAAAACUUAAUUUUCAUUAUAGCCAGAAAAAUUAACCAACUUCCAGAAGCAGACAGGAAUCUACUUGAACAUGGGUCAACGUAUGUUGGAAUUAACGCAGCUCUCUGUGGACUAAUAGCAAAUAGUCUUUUCCGGCGUGUCUUACAUGUGACACAGGCUCGUAUAGCAUCUGGCUUACCGAUGGCAGUGAUCCCAUUUCUGACAGCGGAUUUAUCUUACAGAGGUUUUGUAAAUUUACCUUUGAAUACAGGUGACUUGAAUUGUGAAACUUGUACCGUAACACGGGGAGGAUUGGUUGGUCUUGCUUUGGGUGGUCUUUACCCUGUUUUCUUGGCUAUUCCUGUGAAUGGAGGCCUAGCAGCCAGGUAUAACUCAGCUCUGCUACCAGAGAAAGGAAACAUCUUAAAUUACUGGAUUAGAAUUUCUAAACCUGUCUUUAGAAAGAUGCUGUUUCCCAUUUUGCUUCAGACUGUGUUUACUGCAUACCUUGGGUCUAGACAGUAUAAAUUACUUAUAAAGGCUCUCCAGUUGCCUGAAACUGGUCUAGAAAUUCAAUGAGUGUUAAGCAAAUGUGUAUGCAAAAAUAAAAUUGUGCAAUGAAGCUGUCUAAUGUAUGAAUAAACACAGACUUGUAAUUUGUAUUACAUGAGGUACAGUUUUGGGACCUAUGACAAAAAGCUGCCCAGGGCAACAAAUAGGGCUAACCUCUUAAACAAGAGUGUCAUCUCUCUAAUUCACCUUGUCUCUUCUACUUUGCUGUUCCACUCCUUUACAUAAAGCAAUUUGGCCUAUAACACAAACACGCGCGCGCACACAAUAGCAUACAACACUCUUCAAUGGAGACCUCUUAAAAGAAGCCCAACAAGAAUGAAAACUAACAGAAAAAAGUACAUAUAUAUUAAACAGCAAAUGCUACACUUCAUUUUCCCAACUCAGUUCCAUAGGUAUUAAGUCACAGAAUUUUAGAGCACAUUUAAUGACCUUUCUUACAGGAUUCCAGUAUUUUUGAAAAAUGGUUAUUUAGGCUCGGCUUGGCCUACUCUAACGCUAUAAUUACCUGCUUCAAGUCAUCUUAUUUCUAUCUUUGGAAAGCUAUAUUCUUAAAAGAUUAUUGAGGCAAAAAUCUCAAGUUACAUAACUCAGCACCUGACAUUUAAGGCAUUCAAGUGGUAGCAUGUUCUUUCUAUAAUUCCUGGUUUUGUUUAUAGAAACAACCUAGUCUAAUCCCCAAAAGAUAGAUCAUUUUCAUUCUUUUAAUUGACCUAUUGUUUUCCUUCCUAAAGCAUUUCAUCCCAGUUCUUUAAACCACUUUUUUUGUGACAGUAUCUAAACCAGCAGUUUAACAGAAACUUUCUGUGAAGAAAAUGUUUCCUAGCUGAAUGUCAGUUAUGUUGGUCACUAGCCAUGUAUUGGCUAUGGGGUACCUGAAAUGUGACUAGUGCAAAUUUUUAAUUACUUAGCUAUUUAAAAUUACAUGAAAGGAGAAUUUCUCCUCUCACCUACAGAAGACUGCUUUGCAGGUAAAACAGGCUUUCCAUUUCUCUUUACAAAAGUAAAGCUGUGCAGCUAAAGACUUAAAAUUUAAAUGAAAUUAUCAAAAUACAUUUUCAAUUUUUCAGCAAGUAAAGGUAUGCCCAGCCAAACUUAUGUAAGGAGAUGGUCCUGAUGAGGACAAAGAACCAAUGUUUUACACUGUAUUUUCCAGGUACUAUCUUUGUAUUUUUUUUUGGUUACAUAUUACACUGUGUAUUUUCCUGUUUUUUUUCAUCCUGAUUCCUUUCUGGAGUUCCCCAGUUUUCUAAAGUGAGCAUGCUUUACUUUUACAAAUAGGAAAAAACAUUAAUUCAAAUGAUUGGGGGAAAGAAAGAAAAAACAAUUCUAUAAUCUACAAUAGCAAGAUAAAGUUCUCUGACCCAUAAUUAAUCCAUUUUAUCUGCAUUCUGUCACUUUUAUUUAAGGCUAGCUCCACUUAAGACCACAAAUUACUAGACUUUUAUUGCCUUAAUAGAAAAUGUUAAAAAAUGUUGUAAUUAGGUAAUUCAAAACCCAUUGACAUAACUAAAUAAUGCUUUAGUAAAACCAGUUGUUUCUUUGCCCUAUUUUAAACACUCCCACAGUAUUUAAUCCCUAGCAUACGAUCUAUAAAUGGAUGUAAGAAUUUACAAUGGUAUGACUAAGAAGGAUCUUUCCCUUGAUACCUAUCCUCCACCAUGUAUUAUCUUCUCAGAGAACAUGUUAUUUAAAAUCUAUUGCUACAAAUCUACCAAUAUUUUUGGUGAAGGGGCAGAUGAGACAUGUGAACCUACCAUGAUGUGAUUACAAUUUAAAGAAACUUUGUUACUUAUAGUUAAGACCUAAACAAGGCCAUCUUAGUUGGGAAAAGUUUUUUAAUAUUUCAGUGCAAAGUAAAACUACUUAGCUCUUUUACAAUUUAUUUUGUACUGAUAUAACUUUAAAAAAUAGAGGAUAUAUAUUAAUAGAACUUGCAGACCACCCCUAUGCCCCAAACUGUAGAAGGCUACAAAAGCCACAGGGGUCUUGGAAACUGACCUCAGUAGAACACAGUAAAGGUACAGAAUUUGGAGGCACAUUCUAAAAGUUGGGCUACCAGGAAAAUUCACAUCCAUGCAUAUUACCAGAAUUACACAAAUAGUUGAAAACAAAGUCUGGCUAGAUUUUUAGAUUCACUGAAAACUGAGUACAGUAUCUUCAACAAAACAAGUAAUUGGGGUCAACAAAAUCCAAAAAAUCUGUUGUAAACUGGUUUCUUUUUAAAACAUGGAGAAAAAUGGAUCUAAAAUCUUGAAUGUACAAACUGGGGAAAGGUAAAAAACUAGAAAUAAAAUUCUAUUAUAACCAAUGACAAAGGUAAC
Molecule: messenger RNA, 3183 nt
Organism: Talpa occidentalis (Iberian mole)
Lineage: Eukaryota; Metazoa; Chordata; Mammalia; Eulipotyphla; Talpidae
Gene: TMEM126A
Product: transmembrane protein 126A
Exons: 5
Coding region: 278-868 (196 amino acids)
Biological process (GO): mitochondrial respiratory chain complex I assembly
Cellular component (GO): mitochondrion
Source: RefSeq, a predicted model, not a curated record